Messenger RNA from Lycium barbarum (goji berry), 4851 nucleotides. RefSeq names its product pullulanase 1, chloroplastic. The record is from RefSeq and is a predicted model, not a curated record. Gene Ontology annotation, molecular function: pullulanase activity. The coding region runs from base 55 to 2901 and encodes 948 amino acids. The transcript has 29 exons. Gene Ontology annotation, biological process: carbohydrate metabolic process. NCBI's taxonomy places the organism in Eukaryota, Viridiplantae, Streptophyta, Magnoliopsida, Solanales, Solanaceae.
GAGCGAAACUGAACUACCCAGAAACAACCAGAAAGUUCACUAACUGUAAUUCAAAUGUCUACUUUACUUUCAUCAGCCAUUUUUGCACCUUCUGAGUUGACUCGUUUCCUUCAUCCAACUCACUCGAGGUUACAACUCAGUUCCUUGACUCGGCACCGACUCGGUUUCAAAUUGGGAAAUUCUCGUCCCUUAAAUAUACGGUGCGCCUCAACAAUGCCCCUUCAGAACCAAUCUACAAACCCUUCCUGUUCUCAGGAUAGUCUGUUUUACAGCAGAGCAUUUUGGGUUACCAAAUCAAUAAUUGCUUGGAAUGUGGGUGCUGGAGAGGGUGAAUGUUACUUAUAUGCUAGUAGAAACGCUGCGUUAUGUGUUGCUGAUGAUGAAAUUCAAGGCCAUGAUGUGAAAAUCAAACUUGAAAGGACAAAUUAUGGACUUCCACAGCAGGUUAUUGAAAAAUUUCCUCAUAUUCGAGAUUAUGCAGCAUUUGAGGUCCCUCAAACUCUGGACUUCCAAAGUUUAGUCAAGUGCCAAUUAGCUGUUGGCAUCUUCAAUUCUGAUGGAAAAUGUGCAAGUGCUACUGGAUUGCAGUUACCUGGUAUUCUGGAUGAGUUAUUCUCCUAUACUGGGCCCCUUGGUGCUGUUUUUGCUACUGAAGCUGUCUCUCUCUACCUUUGGGCACCAACUGCUCAAGCAGUGCAAGCCCUCAUUUAUAAGAGUCCAUCAGAGGUUGACCCAGUAGAAAUUGUUCAGCUCAAGGAGUUAGAUGGUGUUUGGAGUGCUAAGGGGCCAAGACAUUGGGAGGGUUGCUACUAUGUUUAUGAAGUGUCUGUUUACCAUCCUAGCACCUUACGUAUUGAGAAAUGUGUGAGCAAUGAUCCAUAUGCCAGAAGUCUCUCUGCUGAUGGCAAGCGGACAUUAUUAGUUAAUCUCGAUUCUGAUGAUGUAAAACCUGAAGGAUGGGAUAAUCUACAAAACGAGAAGCCAAAUCUUCUUUCCUUUUCUGAUAUCAGCAUCUAUGAGCUGCAUGUUAGAGAUUUCAGUGCCAAUGACCCUACUGUGCCUCAUGAAUUUCAGGGUGGUUAUCUCGCCUUCACAUUGCAGGACUCAGCUGGUGUCCAACAUUUGAAAAGAUUGUCCAGUGCUGGUAUCACUCAUGUCCAUCUGCUGCCAACCUUUCAAUUUGCCAGUGUCAAAGAUGAGAAACAUAAAUGGAAGCAUUUAGAUAUCGAGAAACUCAACUCUUUUCCACCAGAUUCUGAGGAGCAGCAGGCUCUUAUCACAGCCAUCCAAAAUGAAGAUGGCUAUAAUUGGGGGUAUGAUCCUGUUCUCUGGGGAGUUCCAAAGGGAAGCUACGCCAGUAAUGCAAACGGUCCUUGUCGGAUCAUUGAGUUUCGAAAAAUGGUGCAGGCACUUAAUCGUGUUGGUCUACGUGUUGUAUUGGAUGUUGUUUACAAUCAUUUACAUGCAAGUGGUCCCUUUGAUGACUUCUCUGUUCUAGACAAGAUUGUUCCAGGUUACUUUCUAAGAAGAAAUGCUGAUGGUGGUAUUGAAAAUAGCACCUGCGUAAACAAUACUGCCAGUGAGCAUUUCAUGGUUGAGCGCUUAAUUCUUGACGACCUCAAGUGCUGGGCAGUUCAUUAUAAGAUUGAUGGAUUUCGGUUUGACCUGAUGGGUCACAUAAUGAAGCGUACAAUGUUGAAGGCAAAGUCAUUGUUGAAUAGCUUGUCAACAGAAAAAAGUGGCGUGGAUGGAUCAAGCAUUUAUCUAUAUGGUGAAGGAUGGGAUUUUGGUGAAGUGGCAAACAACGGACGUGGGAUAAAUGCAUCGCAAUCCAACCUUUUUGGAGCUGGAAUUGGGAGCUUCAAUGAUCGCAUUCGGGAUGCUUUACUGGGUGGAUCACCUUUCGGUCACCCUCUACAUCAAGGUUUUGUAACUGGCCUUUAUUUGGAGCCUAAUGGUCAUGAACUUGGUGAUAAAGCCAAUGUAGAACGUAUGCUUACUGUGUCGAAGGAUCACAUUCAGGUUGGAAUGGCUGCAAACUUAAAGGAUUUUGUGCUAACAAACUGCGAUGGUCAAGAGGUGAAAGGAUCUGAAGUGCUACUGCAUGAUGGGAAGCCAGUUGGAUAUGCUUCUUCGCCCAUAGAAACAAUUAACUAUGUGUCUGCUCAUGACAAUGAGACACUGUUCGACAUCAUUAGUCUUAAGACUCCAAAGGACAUUUCUGUGGAGGAGAGAUGCAGGAUGAACCACUUAGCAACCAGUGUAAUAGCCCUUUCUCAGGGAAUACCCUUUUUCCAUGCUGGAGAUGAAAUGCUGCGCUCAAAAUCACUAGAUCGUGACUCUUACAACUCUGGUGAUUGGUUCAACAGGCUGGACUUUAGCUACAACUCUAACAACUGGGGUGUUGGUCUCCCUCCGAAGGAGAAGAAUGAAAGAAACUGGCCACUAAUCAAACCCAGACUAGCAGAUCCAUCCUACGAGCCCCAGAAGAGUCAUAUCCUUGCAGCUGUUGAAAAUUUUUCUAUUCUAAUGCAAAUAAGAUACUCUUCACCACUCUUCCGGCUUAGGACGGCCAACGCUAUCCAGGAAAGAGUACGAUUUCAUAAUACUGGUCCUUCAUGGAUUCCUGGACUUAUAGUAUUGAGCAUUGAAGAUGGUCAUCAGGGAGUUCCAGGGCUUUCUCAAUUGGAUCCAAUUUAUUCCUUUAUAGUUGUCAUCAUUAAUCCUUGCCCGACUGAUGUAUCAUUCGCCAAUCUUGCACUAAGAGCAAAAUCUCUUCAAUUGCAUCCAGUACAGAUGAACUCAACCGAUGAUGUUGUUAAGAACUCAACAUAUGAUGCAUCCUCGGGUUGCUUUAAUGUGCCUGCCCGGACAACUUCUGUGUUUGUUGAGCCUCGGUAAAAUCUUGUUUCGCCUUCGUGAAUAGGGAAACCUGGGUCGUUUUAGAAAAACGGCCAUGGAGAAUCAAGAAGUAAAUAUACCACAAAGAUUCAGUUAGAAGAAAUAACACCACAAAACGAUCCCUUUUCUGUGCUUAUUUAACAGGAGAGUAACAAGAAAGAUGAUUUAUCUUUUAAGUUGAUAAUCAGAGAGGAUUGAUAUGUCAAAUAUUUGUCUAAUACUAGUGUCUUGAAUUCAAUAUUUGUCUUUCUAGUUGUUUAAGUGCCUAUUUUGUAUCAAAUUUUAAGAGUUAAAUUGUUAGGUUUCCACGUUGGUUAAUUGUUAGACUAAUGAGCUAAGUCGCGCAGGCUGCUAUUGAUCAACUUUUUUGUUGAAUUUUGAAAGAGAAUAGAUAAUGACUAGGGGAACAUUGACUUCAUUGUUUUUCUUUAAUGUUGCAGUAGAGCCAAAUAUUAUCUUAAAGCAAUAAUCUAAUCAAGCAAAAAACCAAAUUUAUUGGCCAUAGGGAAGUUUCUGAUCCCAAAUCUUAGUAUGUGUAAAAUUAAUAGGACUAUAUUGACCCAUUAAAAGUAUUAAUUCAUCAUUAAAGAUGAGAGACUCUACAUGUACGCAGCAUUAUUCAUAGCUGUUGGUGCUGCAUAUAAAGUAAUAAUAUUUGUGCACUAAUCUGACAUAAUUAAUUGCUUAUAGCUUCUUCUUUUUCGGUGCGGGCAUUUGGGUGGGGGUGGGCGGUGGUAGUUUAUUUGAUGGGUUCUCUUAGGCUCUCAAUGAACACAAAUGAUUAUUAUUUGAUGGGUUCUCUUAGGCUCUCAAUGAACACAAAUGAUUAUUUUAUUUGCGACAUGUUUGUUGCUUGGUUGUAAAAUUGCGACAAACAUGUCAUCUUGAGUUGCUCAGAAACUACUGUAUUUCCUACCCGCAAAGCCAACAACAAAAACAACAACAUAUCCAAUGUAAUCUUAUAAGCGGGGUAUGGGGAGGGUAACCUUACCCCUACUGGCAACCCACUUCCGGAAAGAGAAAAGGAAGUAGAACUUUCAAAAUGUAUCGAUCAAUAAUGACGUGAAGAGAAUAUGUGGCAAUUCAAUACUAUUGGUACUUGGUCAUUUGUCCGUGAAUUUAAUAUAUUUGUCUACUCUAGUAUCAUGUUGAAUUACGCCAUCAUUUUAUCUGUAAGUUUAAACUAUCAAAAAAGAGAAUGUACUCCUUACGUGCAAUAAACAAACCUAAAUAAAUUGCUUCAUGCCACUGACUUGCCUGCCUUAACCCGUUGGCCUCACCAUCUUUUAUUCGCAGAAAAAGGGAGUAGAGUAAAGAAAAUUGCCACUUGGAAUUUAUAUGCAUGCACUAACAGAAGUUCCUAUAUGGCUAUAUAUUCCAUGAUGACAAGAUUCUACAUAAAGACAGUGACGUUUUCACACGUUAAUGCUAGUCUAUGUUAAGGUGUGGUUAGAGGAAUUAAUAAUAUCUUAAUAUCCCUAUUUAUAAAUACCAUUAAUGGGGAAAAUAAAUAUCAUCCAUACAUAAAAUCAACAAUCAUUCGAUUUUUCUAAGAGUUUUUAUCAUUAUUAAGACGAUGUGAACUCGAUUUCAUCCAUAUAGGCGUUCAAUCCAAAAUCCAAUUCAAAGAAUUAGGGAUUAAUAUUUUCUGCUUACCAGAAAGCAAAAAGAUCACUCGUUUUCCAGUCACACCCUUAUGAAUAUGAGAGAGAGGACCUUAUUGAGAGUGUGUGUUGUGUGUGCUGUGAAUCUGGUGAGAAGUGUAGAGUGGCAAAGAACUAUUGAGAACGUGCAUGUGGGGAUCCUAGUUUUAUGGAAGUGUGGAUGCAUUUAUGGUACAGAAGUAAUGGAGUAAUAAAGUAUUGUACCAUCCAAAAGAACUAACAUAAAAAAAGAUACUAACAUAUUAAAAAAAAAAAAAAAAGCUAAACUAUAAGGACAUUAUUGCUA